AAGGGCAUGAACUUAGUGAAAUAGAACCAGGAUAUAGAAGUCAAUCAGGUAGUAAAUAUAGCAAAAUUGAAUCAACUCCAAGUUUAGCAAUCACAAGCUUAUAUCAAAAACUUUUUUCAAAUUCAAAAACUAAAUUUUCUGGUCCAUAUAUAUUAGGAUGGAAUGAGAAUGAAUUACUUGAAGCAUCUUUAGAGGAUAUUCAAUUUCGUCCAUUUGCUAUUAAAGUUGGAAAUCUUCUAGUUUAUGUAACUAGUUUAGGAAUUGUAAGCAACAUUAAUAUGAUAGGAGCUGGCGUUGGAUAUAUAUCAUCUUUUAUUGGUGAAUUUAAAAAAAAGCGUGCUUUAUUUGUACAAGCAAUUGAAAAAGAUAAUUGUAAAAUUACAAUAUAUAUAUUAGAAAAUGAAUCAAUUGUUGCUUUGGAAAAAACGCCCGAUGAUGCUUGGAAAAAUAUUGUAGAGGUGAUUAAAGAUAUUAAAGACACAAGUGUUGCUGAUAUUCAACCAAGUGGAAAUUACAAGAAUAUUAAAAAACCAAAGAUUAAUAGAAUAUUGAAUUGGUUUGAAUUCAAAUGGCCAAUAGAGGGAGAAUUUGCGAGCCCCGAUCCCACUAGGUUGUCAAUAUCAGAAAUCAAAAAAGAACUUGACCAAAGAAAUUUGAAUUAUAAUAACGAAGAAAACAGAACAAACUUAAUUUGUUUAUUGAAAGCAAAUAUUCAACAAGAAACAUCAAAUAUGAUAAAGAUAGUUAAUGAUAAGGAAAUGAUAGACUCAGAAAGACAGAAAGAUGAAAUUAUACAAAUUCAACAGGAAAAGCUAAAGGACAAUAAUUAUUUUUGUUCUGGUUGGGCUUUGAAAGAAAAUCAGGAAUAUGGGAAAAAAGGAAGAGGCAAACGUAUGACAGAGGCAGUAAAAGAAAUUUUGAAAACCCUUUUUCAUGCUGGUGACGAAGAUAAAAGUGAGAGAUAUUUGGCAAAAAAAAUGCUUCAAGAUCUGCAACAAAGAGUAUAUACAGGAGAGUUAGAGGCUGACAAGAUUCUACAACUCAAAACAAUUAAAAACUGGAUUGGUCGGUAUUCAUCUUUAUACAAGAAAGAAGCGGUGAAAGAAGCUAAAGCUGCAGUUUCAAGCCAAAAAAAUAUCAAAUAA
Racocetra fulgida is the source of this 1145-nucleotide messenger RNA. NCBI's taxonomy places the organism in Eukaryota, Fungi, Glomeromycota, Glomeromycetes, Diversisporales, Gigasporaceae. The record is from the annotation of a GenBank genome assembly.